AUGGACUACACCAUGGACGCAGAAGAUAAAGUUCUAGUUACCAAGUUUGAAGAUAUAAAUGUAAAUGAUUUGAAUAAUUUCUUUCAAGACAUGUUUAGCUUGAAAGAUUUAUGUGAUGACUUUGUAGAACUAUUUAAGAAAGAGGAAAGAUAUUAUACCAAUGAAGAGAAGUAUAAUGAAAUUCUAGAUGAAGAAGUUGAAGUGCUAAAUUAUAUCCAUCAAUUAUCUGAAGAAAUAAGAGAAGGAUACGAAGAAGUAAUAGCAGCGUUUUAUAGUAGAAGAAUAGAAAGAAAGAAAGAGAGAUUAAUGAAAGCUUUUAAAGAGGUUGAAAAGAAACCAAAACACCCCAAAGAAGAAGACAAGUAA
This is a messenger RNA of Entamoeba dispar SAW760, 366 nucleotides long. RefSeq lists its product as uncharacterized. Bases 1 to 366 code for a protein of 121 amino acids. The transcript has a single exon. NCBI's taxonomy places the organism in Eukaryota, Evosea, Mastigamoebida, Endamoebidae. The record is from RefSeq and is a predicted model, not a curated record.